This is a messenger RNA of Syzygium oleosum, 3412 nucleotides long. RefSeq lists its product as uncharacterized. The transcript has 9 exons. Gene Ontology annotation, biological process: protein phosphorylation; signal transduction. The record is from RefSeq and is a predicted model, not a curated record. Gene Ontology annotation, cellular component: cytoplasm. Gene Ontology annotation, molecular function: ATP binding; protein kinase activity; protein binding. The coding region runs from base 2 to 3121 and encodes 1039 amino acids. Lineage: Eukaryota; Viridiplantae; Streptophyta; Magnoliopsida; Myrtales; Myrtaceae.
CAUGAAAGAGCCUCUGUCUCUCUCUCGCCUCCGGAAGAAACCCGCCGCCGCCGCCGCCACCGGCGCCGGCGUCAACCCAUCAAGAAAGCUCAAGUUCGUCUGCAGCUUCAACGGCGCCCUCCAGCCCCGCCCGCCCUCCGGCGACCUCCGCUACGUCGGGGGCGAGACCCGCAUCGUCUCCGUCGACCGCGGCGGCGUCUCCUUCUCCCGCCUCGCGUCCAAGAUCGCCGAUCUCUGCCCCAGCAUUCCCCGCUCCGGCGGCUUCUCCGUCAAGUACCAGCUCCUCCCCGGCGCCGGCCGCGCCGGCGACGCGCCCCUGGUCUCGGUCGCCUCCAACGACGACGUCAGGUGCAUGAUCGAGGAGCACGACAAGCUCGAGGCGCGCGGUAAGCACGCGAGGCUCUGGCUCUUUGUUUUUAGCGACGGUAGUGAUGGUAAGGGUCGCGAAGACGGUGGUGGGCUAGGGAAGGAUGGCGGUGCGCGGGGGGGUGGCGUGUGUGGGGAGAAUGAGUUUUCGGGUAGGAGAGGGUUGGGGGGUUUCAAUGGUUAUGGAUUCGAGGGUCGAAAAGAUCAGGAGGCCCGGUUUCGCGGCAGUUUGGUUAGUUGCGCGGUUGUUAAGAAUCCGGCGACGGGUGUUGCCGGGACGGGACUUCGUGAUGAUCCUGUUAGGAAUAUGGGGUGGACCGAGCCAAUUCUCGUGAGACAAUUGGCUGUUUACAACAAUGUUCGAGAUGUUUCGAAUACAAAGAUGGAAUUUUCUGCUCGCGGGGCGCGCGCAAAGUACGAUCAGUCACAUCCUGAUUUGGCUUCUGGACCCCAAGCCGCGAUGGGCAUGUUGGACCGUAGAGAAGUGGGCACGCAUUGUCCGGGCAGUGAGAGCCGUUAUAAUCUCGUUCAAUUUCGGGUAGCACGCCCACGCCCUCUAACUCCAAGAAACGGGAAUCUUCCUGUGCAAACGUAUCUAGCUUCACAGAUUGUAUCGCGGAAAUGUGGCCACGAGUCAGGGAUCUGCAAAGGAUGCUCAAGUCAUUAUAUUACCGUACCUCAGGAUCCAAUGCAACGGGGCAAUCCCGCAGUGGUUUUGAAGGGUGAUAGUGUUGAUGCUUCGAAAAACUUGAGAAGGAUCGACGUGGGGUUGCAGAGUCAUUUGAACAGGGAAAACAUUGUACCAUUACCUUGCAUCAAUCCACUUGCCGGAAGAAGUUAUGCUCAAGAGCCUUCAGCUGUGGCUGGCAGGGCAUGGGGAGCGAUGCAGAGCAGUAACCGCAGCCACAGAUCAGCUGCAUCCAAUGCAAGAGAUCAGAGGGUUCAUCCAUAUCAUGUCCGAAAUCAUCGCUAUGAUCCAGCUGAGAUGGAGAGCCACCUAGCCGUUAAAGCUGAACAGAGGCUAUCGCUUGGAAAAGGUUAUCCUGGUCUCAAGCCUAUUUCUAAUAUGUCAAAGCAGGAGCAGUUAACGACACAUCAGGCAGAGCACAAGGCAUGGACCGGAUUUUAUAACUGUUUGUCGAAUGGAAGUGUGAGUUUGAUGAACUCCUAUUCGAAUCGUGAAAAUCCUUGCAUUUAUGCUCAAGGUGUGGAUGGGAAGCCAGCUGUGCAUCAUGAUUCCAUGUGUCCAUCGACAUGCCUAGAGGUGAUGAAUGCUCAAGAUGAUGUCCAAUCCGCAUUAAAUGAGUAUAAGAACACUGCAAUACAUCAAACCUCCCCUGAAAAUUUCCAUAAUGGGUCAAAAUGUAGUUCUAAUGCAGACAAGAAACCACUUCCUGUGGAUCCUUUGGAAAGUUCCGACUUAUAUCUCUUGCCAAGUGACAGCAAAUGUAGUGACAGCACAGGCAUGAGAUGCUACGGCAAGUUUCCCAGUAGAUCAACGGGGAUUAACUUGUCAAGCUAUAAUAAUAACAUUUCAUCAUCAGUUGAUCUGUCGUUACAUAACCUCUCACUAUCGUCAUCCAAAGAAGUGGAACUAUCUGCACAGUCUUCUCGUGCAACUAGCAACAAUGCUUUGGCCAAGCCACAAGCCAAGUCUAUAGAUCUGAUGGAGUUUAGCACGGGCCCACAACUUGAUGAAUCAAAUGGAGUUCAAUCUGAUUCGUCUUCAGAGGCUGUCCCUAAGGUGGAAAAAAAUCAUGUUUAUAAAGAUAAUCUGGAGGAACUUUCAUCAGGUUUAAGCAUUGACGGCAAGGACAAGUUUAAAGGAAGUCCCAAGUGCUCUAAGGUAAUUGGCGGCAUCUCAAUGGACUUGACUGCAUUUAAGGCGUACCUCGCUUCUCAAGGACUGCAGACUAUUAAAACUACAGAUGUAGAAUGUAUAAAGGAACUGGGAUCCGGUACAUAUGGAACUGUCUACUAUGGGAAGUGGAGGGGAUCUGAUGUUGCGAUUAAGAGGCUAAAGUCUUGUUGCUUCACAGACGGUGCUGCUCGGGAAGAUCGUCUGGUUGCUGACUUUUGGAAGGAGGCUCACUUGCUGGGCCAGCUUCACCAUCCAAAUAUAGUGGCGUUUUAUGGAGUAGUUUCAGAUGGGCCAGUGACAAGUUUGGCAACUGUAACAGAGUAUAUGGUCAAUGGCUCCCUCAAACAAGUCUUGCGAAAGAAAGAUAGGACAAUUGAUCGCCGGAAGAGGCUGAUUAUAGCAAUGGAUGCAGCCUUUGGGAUGGAAUACUUACACGAGAAGAACAUUGUUCACUUCGAUUUGAAAUCUCAUAAUUUCCUUGUGAAUAUGAGGGACCCACAGAGACCAGUUUGUAAGAUUGGUGAUCUUGGCUUAUCAAAAAUCAAGAAGAAAACGCUGGUCUCUGGUGGAGUGCGAGGGACAAUACCAUGGAUGGCUCCCGAACUUUUCAACAAUAAGAAUAACACGGUGACAGAGAAGGUUGAUGUAUACUCAUUCGGAAUAGUCAUGUGGGAACUUUUGACUGGGGAAGAACCCUAUGCAAACUUACGUUCGGAGGAUAUAAUAGCCGGUAUUCUCAAAGGAACUCUACGACCUGAAAUCCCGAGUUGGUGUGACCCGGCGUGGAGAUCACUGAUGGAGAGAUGUUGGUCCACCGAUGUGAAUUCAAGGCCAUCCUUCUCAGACGUUGCGAAAGAGCUACGAGCCAUGUCAGCUGCAAUGAACAUAAAAUGAUGAUAUAUAUAGGUCUUCCAGUUUCUUUUGUUGUAACUAAGUAACUUUAGGAACACCGAGUACAGGGCAUGUUGGGACGUUGCGUAGUUUUUGCCGUCCACUGUCUUAGAGGGACUGUUUUGAAAAUAGAGACCCUUGUUAGGAUCCGUCGACAACGGUGAAUUAAUUUUUGCAGUCACCGCUGUGAUGCGACGUCCAUGCUUUGGGAGCCAUAUGCUGUGAGAUGAACAUGAUGCAGGAACACGAGUCAAACUGUCAUUUUUCUUGCUGAGAUUGCAAUUUGAUAAUGCA